Molecule: messenger RNA, 762 nt
Organism: Acanthocheilonema viteae
Lineage: Eukaryota; Metazoa; Nematoda; Chromadorea; Rhabditida; Onchocercidae
Source: the annotation of a GenBank genome assembly
AUGAUGGAAGCAGAUGUGAAUGCUGAAUUAUUGAAAACUUGCUGGGCACCAUUAGGCUUUAAAGUGGCUAAUAAGCAUUAUGCUGUUAAAUUUCAUGUCAAGGCUGGACAAUUGCAUAUAAUACUGACUGAUUACGAAUGCAUAUACUACGAAAUUGCUGAUUUCAUGAAAAAAUUUUCAUCACUGAAUGCUAAAGUAGGUGGCCCAGAAAAGACGUUAUUGGAAAAAGUUUACAAUAUGUUCCUAUCAUCGACAACGAAAGUAUCAAAUGAAAAUAAGAAUGAUAAUACGCUGGAAUUUAAUCUUGAGCAUAUUGUUGGGAAGCGAACGUUGAAAUGGCAUUUUUUCGGACAACAUUUGGAUUCCAUGAAUUAUGUCUUUUCGCACAUAACUCGACCGCUGUUAAAUAUUCUAUCGGUUAUUGUUGAUGAAUAUGAUCUGAGCUCAGUUACGGGUCCUGUAUCCGGCACCAACUUCAAUGAUCUAUUUGGAAAACCUUCUGUACAAAAACUGUAUGAAACAGUUGUUAUGAAAUCUAUGACAGCGGAAAAUAUUGGCAGUAUUAAUAGCGAUGAAGAAAGUAUAAACAGUGACAUUGAUGGCAGUAAUCACACCGAUAAAAAUAGUAUUGAUUCCCUUCCUAUAACACCACCUCCUGCAUCGACUUAUGAAAUGAUGAGUGAUAGAGAUCAGGAUAAAGAAUUUAGGGAAAUUCAAACAGUGCGUGAAUCACCCCCGAAAAAGCCAAAAUUGAAAUUUUAA